AUGGCUAGAGGACCUAAGAAGCACCUUAAGAGAUUGGCAGCCCCAUCCCACUGGAUGUUGGACAAAUUGUCCGGCACCUACGCCCCAAGACCCUCUGCUGGUCCACACAAGUUGAGAGAGUCCUUGCCUUUGAUCGUCUUCUUGAGAAACAGAUUGAAGUACGCUUUGAACGGUAGAGAGGUCAAGGCCAUCUUGAUGCAAGAGCACGUCAAGGUUGACGGCAAGGUCAGAACCGACUCCACUUUCCCAGCCGGUUUCAUGGACGUCAUCACCUUGGAGGCCACCAACGAGAACUUCAGAUUGGUCUACGACGUCAAGGGUAGAUUCACUGUCCACAGAAUCACCGGCGAGGAGGCUUCCUACAAGUUGGGUAAGGUCAGAAAGAUCGCUUUGGGUAAGAGAGGUGUUCCUUACGCCGUCACCCACGACGGUAGAACCAUCAGAUACCCAGACCCUCAGGUCAAGGCCAACGACACUGUCAAGAUCGACUUGGCCACCGGCAAGAUUACUGACUUCAUCAAGUUCGACACCGGUAAGUUGGCCAUGGUCACCGGCGGUAAGAACAUGGGUAGAAUCGGUGUCAUUGUUCACAGAGAGAAGCACGAGGGUGGCUUCGACUUGGUCCACAUCAAGGACGCUUUGGAGAACACUUUCGUCACCAGACAAUCUAACGUCUUCGUCAUCGGUACCGAGGCUGGCAAGCCAUACGUGUCCUUGCCAAAGGGUAAGGGUAUCAAGUUGUCCAUCACUGAGGAGCGUGACAGAAGAAGAGCCCAAGGCGGUUUGCCCUUGCGGCUUGCGGGCCUCAACUUUCUCCAUACAACAGACACGCACGGGUGGCUCGGCGGCCACUUGAACCAGCGUGCAUACGACGGCGACUGGGGCGACUUCGAGUCGUUUGUGCAGCACGUGAAACAGCGGGCGCACGACCAGAAACAGGACCUCCUUCUCGUAGAUUCCGGCGACCGCCACGACGGCAACGGGCUUUCGGACGCCACGGCGCCAAACGGCGCCCGCAGCCUGCCCAUUUUCGCCCAGCUGGCGUACGACAUCGUGACGUUGGGCAACCACGAGUUGUAUGUGUGGGAGAACAGCCGCCAGGAGCUCGACUUGAUUGCGCUGCACUACGGCGACAGGUACGUGAGCUCCAACGUGGAAUACCGGGCCCGCGGCAACGGCACGUUUGUGCCGUUUGCGCCGCGCUUCCGCUACUUCCGCACGCCGCAGCAGGGCGUGCGGGUGUUGGCGUUGGCGUUUCUUUUUGACUUUGGCCGUGCCAACGGAAACACGCGCGUCACGCCCAUCCGCCAGGCCAUCCGGGAGCCGUGGUUCCGCGACGUGCUCGCGUCGCACCCGCCGCUGGCGGUGGACGUGAUCGUGGUGGUCGCGCACGUGCCGGUCGCCAGGCGCUGGGCCGAGUUGCAGCUCCUCCACUCGGCGCUCCGCGACGCGUACCCACAAACGGUGAUCCAGUACUUUGGCGGGCACAGCCACAUCCGCGACUUUGUGGUCUUGGACGACAGGCUGGCCGCGCUCCAGAGCGGGCGCUUCUGCGAAACCGUGGGGUUCGUGAGCGUCGACUUGCUGCCGGAGACUGUGCCCGUGCACUCGCGCUUCUCCCGCUCGUACAUCGACUUCAGCGUGGACCUGUUCAUGUUCCACGCCCAGAAGCACGUGCCGGCGGACUUCCACACGCGCCGGGGGUCUGAAAUCAAGCGCAUGCUCGCCAGCGCCCGCUCGGACCUCCGGCUUGACACCGUCUUGGGGCACGUGACGCGCUCCAACUACUACAUGGACUACGUGCCGCUCUCCCACCCCAAGAACAUCUACAAGUUGCUCACGGACCGCGUGUUGCCGUCGCUCCCCCGCAAAGAGGCCCGCGGCUCGGCAAACCGCCUGAGAAUCGUCCUCAUCAACACGGGCUCCGUGCGCUACGACCUCUACAAGGGCCCGUACACUGUGGACAGCCACUACAUCGUGUCGCCGUUUCAGAACGACUGGGUGUGCGUCCGCCUCCCCAAGCGCAUCGCGCUCCAGGUGGCGCCGAAGCUCAACGAGAACGACUACAUUCUCGCCGCCCCUGGCGACGGUCUCCGGAACUCGUACUUGAAGCCGCCGCACCAGCGAGACGCGCACAAGACGCCGGGCCUUCGCGGCCAGCUCGCGCUAGCGUACCCUGAUUUGGCAGGCGAAACCGACAUCCAGGGCCGGCUCGCCAAGGGGUACGUGACACACGACGACUUUGGCCACACGGGCGACGACACCCCGCACCGCGGAGUCACCAACCACCCGCUUCCGAACGUGGUGCAGAGCCUCGAGUUGGUCCCUGGCCUGGACGCGGACGUGGACGUGGUGUUCUACAGCUUUCUCAUCCCCAACGUGCGCGCGGCCGUGGCCGCGCUCGGCGGCCUGAUGGACGGGUUGGAAUUCUACUCCGACAUGUACUUGGGGCUUUUGCUCGACCGGUAUGUGGCCGAGCACGGCGUGUGA
This is a messenger RNA of Metschnikowia bicuspidata var. bicuspidata NRRL YB-4993, 2490 nucleotides long. RefSeq names its product 40S ribosomal eS4 domain-containing protein. The transcript has 2 exons. Gene Ontology annotation, molecular function: structural constituent of ribosome; RNA binding; hydrolase activity. Gene Ontology annotation, biological process: nucleotide catabolic process; translation. NCBI's taxonomy places the organism in Eukaryota, Fungi, Ascomycota, Pichiomycetes, Serinales, Metschnikowiaceae. The coding region runs from base 1 to 2490 and encodes 829 amino acids. Gene Ontology annotation, cellular component: cytosolic small ribosomal subunit; ribosome. The record is from RefSeq and is a predicted model, not a curated record.